Aaosphaeria arxii CBS 175.79 is the source of this 2583-nucleotide messenger RNA. RefSeq lists its product as uncharacterized. The coding region runs from base 1 to 2583 and encodes 860 amino acids. Gene Ontology annotation, molecular function: helicase activity. Lineage: Eukaryota; Fungi; Ascomycota; Dothideomycetes; Pleosporales. The transcript has a single exon. The record is from RefSeq and is a predicted model, not a curated record.
AUGGACAAGUACCAAAAGAGUUCAUAUAUGGAGACGAGUGUCUCGCUGGCAUUUACGAUUGUGUCCGUCAAUAAUGGGAAAGCUACGCUGUCAAAGGGCCAGCCAACGUCGCAGCAGGUUGCCAAACACCUCGACCCGGGCCGCCGAGCAUUUGAUAGCCAGCCGUUACUAGGUCAAUCCAUAGUAAAGGAAAUCCCUAAAGGUGGAAUCACCCAAUCUCCGAUAAAACAGAAAUUCCGGUACUUCAUGGAGUUUGCCCUGAGAGCUGGGCUAUCGGCUCUGUACGAGUACAGGUACUCCAUGUACACGGAGUAUCCCGGUUCCGCAAGCAUGAAUCCCAUCAGUGCAUGGUUGGACGAGGCGGAGGGAGUCACAAAGGCCUAUACUGCAGUGGUGACUCUGGAUAUGUCUUGCAAGCGGCUUCCAAAUCUCACGCCGGGAGACCGUGUACACGUUCAUCUGGGAGAUUCGCUUCUAGAUCGUCGACCAACUUGGAGCGGAGUGAUAAUGCCAGCUGGACGUACUACUAAUUUUGGCCAAGUCACCAUCGCAAUCCGGCCAGAGAAUCCCGAAAACCCUCGCAUUACGGAUGUCAGUUUUCGCACUCGAGUCAUCGUCAUGGCAGAAACGGACAACAAGGACAUCAAUCGACAGUUCAUAGCACUUCGCCAUUUUCACAUCUCACCAGCGGAACUCAAGUCUCCUAGCGCCAGGGUAAACCUCCUCGCGCAACAUCAACUGUUUUUUCAGUGCGAUGGACAUGAGCGGCUCUCAUCUUCUAAUUUGUACGCGGCUCUAAGAGAUCCUAACUCAAGCCGAUUGUGCAGUUACGUCCAGAAGAUACUUCUGCCCCACCAGCGCAAGGCGUUCAAGUUCUGGUGCACCGGCGGGCUGCGAGCGAACACUGCAGUCGUCGCAGGUCCGUCCGGCACUGGCAAAACCACUUUGGUGAUCCACGCCAUGAAACCUUUUCUGGGAAAGGUGAAGAAGCUGAUCAGGGCAUCUGAGAAACCAGGUGUGGAGGAAUCUUCACGAGUGGAAGAGGAGGUUGAGCGUGGCCGCAUAACAGCAGUUGCAGCUGCUAAUGAGAGCGUCGAUAAGCUUCAUGAACAGCUGAUGACCGAAGCUCGAGCAUUCUGCGAAGAGCAAGGCCUCCCUCCUCCACUUGGAUUCCGAAAACACUCGGAUGUGACAUUUAAGAUGGCUAUUCGGGCGAUGCGUAAUCGAGGUUUUAUUACUAGCCUCGAAAAGCUAUCAUCUAGGGAAACAGGAGAAAGUCUACCACUCGAGGAGACUGAUAGGGUGCUGGCCGAAUAUAAAAAGGCCAUUAAAGGUAGUAAAUACCCGGGUAUUCAAGAUGUCCGGAUGAAAGAUAUUUUCAGCUCUGAGGCGUACUAUCUCCUACAACUCGCCGGGGCCUUUGCUCCAUCCCCUGAACUGCAAGCAGCAUUCUCCCCGGAAGAGUUGGCCGAGAAAAGGCGAACUAUCGGUAGUUUUUUGUUGAGUGUGGAUUGGGAACUUCUUGAGCGUCUCCCUAAGGCCGAUGAGAGACAUCGGCCUGCUCGAGAAAUCAUCAAACUUGGUAUGGAGUGCCUGGAAAGCCGUGCAGCAAUCGUGACCGUCUCAGCCAGCAAUGGCAUGGUGCAAGAGUUCGCUGCGCAACGGAAGUCACACGUUGUAUUCAUCGAAGAGGCAACUCGACUGACAGACGCACAACUGACUGGGUACUGGUCACUGUAUUAUGAUGCCUACGCAAGGUUCGUGAUUGGUGAUUGGCGGCAGCUUCCUCCAUCUAUAUUUGGGCCAAAGGAACAGAACCCAUUUCAAGAUCAGGCUUCUUGUCCUCUUCUGAAGAGACUCAAGGACACAGACUUUCCGGUUCAGGAGCUAGACACAACACGUCGUUUUGGUAAUCCAGAAACGUUGAAAUUGUGCCGGCAAGCGAAUGAGCUAUCCGAUCUUCUUGCAUCUCCUGAUGCAUCACGCCCAAGAGAAGCUCUCGGAGUAAGGAAAGCAAACAAAGCACUGUACGACCUAGACUUUCCCGUAGUUUGUGUCGAUAUCUAUCCCUCUGAGCCUGAAAAGGAUGAGAUGACGGGCUCCUGGUACUGCGAAGCAUCCGCUAACGCAGUUAUUCAUGACAUUCUCCACCGUCUGAAGGAAACACCAGGAGAUUGCAUUGGCUACGAGACACCUUACCGGGCGCAGCUUACACUCAUGAAAAGGAAAAUCGAGGACUUGGUAUCCCACAAACGUCGGUCGGGGGAGCAUUCCCUUGCGAACGAACUUUCAAAAGUCCUCUUGAGUACGGUUGACAGCUUUAUGGGUGCCGAACGGCCCAUUGUGCUGCUAGAUGUUGUUAUCGUUGGUCACAUAAUGGAUCUCCCUCGCACCAUCGUUGCUGCAACUAGGGCUAAGGAUGGGUUCGUUAUCUUCUGCAACGUCCACAGCCUUCGCCGACAUGAGAGCCGGGGGAAUCACCCACUGAAAGUCAUCGUAGAGGGAUUGGAGCUUUCUCGCCGGUUUAGAUGCAAUCAAGCUGUGCAAAAUACUCUUGAAGAGAAGUAUGGACUUCUAGGAUGA